Molecule: messenger RNA, 1792 nt
Organism: Manihot esculenta (cassava)
Lineage: Eukaryota; Viridiplantae; Streptophyta; Magnoliopsida; Malpighiales; Euphorbiaceae
Product: protein PNS1
Exons: 3
Coding region: 217-1596 (459 amino acids)
Biological process (GO): transmembrane transport
Cellular component (GO): membrane
Molecular function (GO): transmembrane transporter activity
Source: RefSeq, a predicted model, not a curated record
GCAGUAUAAAACGAUUUCCUUGCUGGACUUUUUCAAGCAGAUUCAGCAAUGCAAUAAUAAUAACAAUAAUAAUAUGAGUUUCCUGAAGAUUGCGAUGCAAGGAAGAUUGGACCAUCGUGGGUACCAAGAAAGUGAAAGAAAAACCAAGAAAUGUUUUAAACAAAGACAGAGUUAUUGACUUGGACAAGUGUAUUGACUUGGACAAGUGUAGCAUCAAUGGAAAGAAAUAAAGACUCCAGAUUUGUUGCAGCCAUUAAUAUGCGGAACUUCCUUAUUCAAGUUCAAGAAGAUAGACUUCCAGCCACAAAUCCUAUCCAGGUUCAAGAAUCAAGCAUUCAGAUCAAGACUGCAACAGUGGCGGGCCAAUUCGUCCAGAGGCUCUUCCGGGCCCUUUUUUUCUUACACAUAAUCCUAACGACCAUCCUAGUAAUCUUCCUCACCGUCCGUGGGCUCCUCAGUGUACACAGCCACCACUUCUACCCCAAGAAGUGGUAUCCCCCACUCCUGACUGCAAUAGCAUGCGCCGGAAUUGUGGCUUUCACUUGGCAAUGGAUCACCUUCUGCUACCCUUCAAGAGCAAUAAGAGCAGCAUUUUGGCUUAGCCCCUUGCUAACAUGUGCAGUUGGGAUACUUCUGGUGCUAAUUGGCUCUGCUGCAAGUCUAGCAAUAGGCACAAUUGCAGUUGUUUUUGCCCUCAUUCAAUCCCUUUAUGCUUGUUGGGUGAAUUCCAGAUUCAAUUAUGCCAUCAAGGUUCUAUCAGUUUCCACAGCUUUCCGGCCUGCCAAAACUACUGCACUGGUCAUCAUCUCAAUUGUCACAAGCAUAACCUAUUCCGGCUUCUUGGUGUCAGGGAUAGGCGGUGCCACAGUUACUGGAACUGGGAUAGACAUCUCUUUCAUAUUGGUGAUCCUGCUGAGCCUGAUAUGGACACUGCAAGUGAUGAAAAACACGUUCCAUGUUACAGUAGCACACGUUAAGUAUUUGCACUUUGCAUGUGGAGCAGAUAUGGACACAAGAGAUGCUUUAAGAGACACGAUUAAAAACCUGACGGGGAGCAUAUUCAUAGGCUCCAUACUUGUCCCAAUUCUUACUGCAAUCAGAGGCUCCGCACGUGCUGUUAAAGUGGUUGCAGGGGGUACAGAUGAGUUCUUGUUCUCCUGUGCUAACUGCUAUUCUGCUAUAGGUUCAACAUUAAUGACCUAUGGGAAUAGGUGGGGUUUUGUGCAGGUAGGGGUUUACAAUAAGGGAAUUGUGCAGGCAUCCAUGGAUACAUGGGAGACGUUCAGGUCAGUAGGGCUGGAGCCACUAAUUGAUUCAGACCUUACAGGAUCAUUCUGUUUCUUAUCUGGGAUAGCAGGAGGUGCAGUAUGCACCCUGGUGGGAGGAACAUGGACACUUGCAAUUCAUAAAAGUUAUGCAACUGAAGUGUCAAUUUAUGCCUUCUUGAUAGGCUAUCUAAUGUGUCGGGUAGCGAUGGCAUGGCCACAAGCAUGCAUUUCAGCUUACUACGUUGCUUAUGCAGAGAAUCCACAGUGCCUACGGUUAGACCCAACCAUUCCAGCUCGCAUUCAAGAGCUUCAAAGAUAUGGAGCUUAACGAUCCUGGAAGCCAACUUUCACAUGAUUUUUACUGAUAGCAGAGUUACUGUUAAAACGAGUCUAAGAACUUGUACCAGACAUACCAUUAAAUAUGAUCAAUGAUACCUCGAAAAAUGUGAAUUUCUCAUAGAUCCAAUUUCUUUUUUUGGUUUAAGAUUGACUUACAACUGAUAUUGUAAAUCAGAGUUUCCUUA